Messenger RNA from Phaeodactylum tricornutum CCAP 1055/1, 1557 nucleotides. RefSeq lists its product with no specific name. The transcript has a single exon. The record is from RefSeq and is a predicted model, not a curated record. Lineage: Eukaryota; Bacillariophyta; Bacillariophyceae; Surirellales; Neidiaceae. The coding region runs from base 47 to 1507 and encodes 486 amino acids.
CAAGAAUCCCUGCGACGAGAUUGAAAGGGUGGGAAGGGAAAGAGAGAUGAGCACGCGACGGAAGGCAGCGGAGCCGACCGUUGAUGUAGAGCUUUCAAGAAAAGCGUAUCGGCUCGGAGGAACGAUAGUUGGAACGAUACGCGUGAUACUUCCGGAUGAUCGAGAUCGACCCCGUGACACAGUGAAUUCCAUACAAUUAGUAUGCGCAGGUCGUUGUAGACUAGACCCAAGAUGGCACAACGUCCCAGAGUAUCAGAAAGUCUAUGCAACACAUCCAUCAUUAAGUGAUCUUUCAUACGAUUCCAAUUCGGUUUGCUUCUGGGCGACGGAGCCAAUUGAGCUCUUAAACGUACAAGAGCGUCCAUGGGGACGAUGGGACGACAUCAGGCCAAAACCGAUCCAGCUUUCGGGCUACACAUUGUCGCAAAAAUUCUGUACCUUUCCAGACGAGCCGCGCAUCUUGGAGGACGAACACUUGGCCUUUACUUUUCGAGUGGACCUUCCAGACGAUCUUCCUCACUCAGUCUCGGCAACAUCCUGCCGUUUGUAUUACUCGGUGUUGUUCCGACUCAUACUGCCAAAUAAGCCGCGCGAUCCUAUGUGGAUCCAGACUCCCUUUACUGUGUUGUCUGUCAGCGCAGACGCCGUUGUAGAAAGACCUGCGACGAAGUCGACAUCGGGCGCAGGCCGUGUUCAGGUUGGACAAACCGCCCACGUGAUGGCCCAUUCAGUGGGCCUCCCUUGCCACGUGACCGCUCCAGAGCUCUUUCGUUUAUCAGGCCGUCUUACGGUGAACCAGAGAGGUGCUGGUAUUUACCGCCACAUGCGUAGACACGAUGCGAAGCACAUUCAAACAAUGAGGGUAGCCGAUUCAACUGGCAGAGCCGUAGGAGUUUUGACUACAAUCGGUGUUUCUGUCCUGAAUCCCGGCAGUCGAUGUAUGCUCAAACUGUAUUUUCCAAAUUUGCAGGACGACGCGUCAAGGGCACCUUGCUAUCAGUUUUGCGCUUGUUUGCAAGGCGAGGAAAUUGCCAUUCACAGAGACGGCACGCGCAAACGGGCAAGAUCAUUUCUUUUUGACACGGUACAAGAAACGAUUGAUCCCGAUUGCACCGAGUGUGCUUGUCUGAAUCUUUUGCUGCCGCUGGAUGCACCUUGCUCGUUGCAGUCUGAUCUGGUGGAAAUAAAUAUUCGCUGUCUCGUGGAUAUUACUGUGGACAGCGUGGACGGGAAGGGCUAUCAGAAUUUAAGAUUGGAAAUUCCUUGCACCAUUGUUCACGCUCUGUCUGCGUUUGAAGAAAACGAAGAGGAUGGCAGUGAAUUCAACCUUAUUGCCAUGGAAAAAUUAUUGAAACAGGACAGUGAGUUCACAGUCAAAGAAGACAUAAACCAUCCUCACAGUUUUGAAACAAGUGAUAUUGGCAAAGACCUAAAACUCCUAUCACUUGCGAUGGCCAAAAAAUGCAAUUUAAUACCAGAUCCUCCCGUUCUUGCGAAAGAAGACUAGCCUGUUGCGAAGUUAACAUUCUUACUGUGAAUAAUAUUCGAGCCGAUAUG